GCAACUUCAGUCAUUUCUCCUCAUUUAGCUGUCUGGUACGUGACAGAGAAAAUAAUGGCUCAAGGGAUUGAACUGGAGCGAGAGAGAUUCUGCUGCUCUCUCUGCACCAAUCUACUCAGGAACCCAGUGACCAUACCUUGUGGUCACAACUUCUGCAUGUUCUGCAUCAGCAAACGCUUGGACAAUGAAGAAGGUUCAGGCAUCUACAGAUGCCCUCAAUGCAGAGAGAUCUUCAUAUCAAGACCUACGCUGAUUAAAAACAGCAUGAUAGCAUUAGUAGUCAAUGAGUUGAUGAAGACUGAAGUCCAAGCGGAGGUUCCAGAUAAAUGUUGCAAAGCUGAACCCAAAGAUGUGGAUUAUAAUUUUUGCUCCGAGAGGAAGAUGAAAGCUGUUAAAUCCUCCCUGCCGUGUACGAUGUCCUACUGUGCCACACAUCUCCAGCCUCACAAUGAGGUGCCUUCUAUAAGGAAACACAGGUUGGUGGAACCAACUGCAAGUCUCGAGGAGAGCAUUUGUCCUGUGCAUCAAGAAGUGAUGAAGAUGUUCUGCCAGACUGAUCAGCAGUGCAUCUGUUAUCUCUGCUCCAAGGACGGCCACAAAGGCCACAACAAAGUCUCCUUGUCUGCUGAAAGGACGGAGAAGCAGAAGCAGCUUCAAGUGGUUCGGCAAAAGAUGCAGCUGAGGAUCGUGGAGAAGAAGAAAGAUGUGAAGACUAUUCAGCAGGAGGAAGAUGCAGUAAGUCAUGCUGCUGAUAGUGCACUGAGUACUACUGAAGUGGUUUUUGCAGAACUCAUUGAGACAAUAGAGGAAAAACUCUCUCUUCUGAAGGAAAAGAUGAAUUCUCAACAGAACAUUGAUUUGGGUCGCUUCAGAAAAGUUCGGAAUAAAGUGGAGAAGGAGAUUAUGGAGUUGAACAGGAAAGGUAUUGAACUGGACAAACUGUCUCGCACAGAAGACCAUGCUCAUUUUUUGCUGAAGUAUCCGUCAUUGUCUCGUCUGAAUGUCCCUAGAGAACAUCCAAGCAUCAGGAUCCGCCGCCAGCGUAACUUUGAUCGAGUUCCUGCCACUGUUUCAGAGGCCAAAACGAGACUGCACAAGGUUCUUGAUGAAGAAUGUGAAAAGAUUCUGCUUGCAGUUAAUGUGGUCAUGGCUUUGCCUAAUAUGCCUCAGCCAGAGCCUGAUGUGGGCAUCAUGAAGCCCAGACCUGAUGUCUUACAGACCGAACCAGAUCCAGAACCAGAAUUAGAACCAUUACCAGAACCAGAACCAGAACCUAGCUUUUGUCUUCCUGUGACACGCAGAGAAGAGGUUUUAAAAACUAGAGAGAACUUCCUAGAAUAUGCCUGCCAGGUCAAACUGAAUCCAGACACUGCAUUCCAAAAACUGUUGCUAACUAAGGAGAACAGAAAAGUAACAUUUGUAAGUGAAGAACAGGAUUACCCCAACCACCCAGACAGGUUUGUUUACACCUGGCAGGUCCUGAGUCAACAGAGCCUUACUGGCCGCUGCUACCUGGAAGUGGAGAGGACCGGGAAAGGAGUCAUGGUGGCGUUGGCUUACAAAGGCAUCAGCAGAGCCGGGACCUUCAGCGACUGCAUGUUUGGACAAAACAGCACCUCUUGGGGUCUUGAUUGUUUUAAGAACAGUUGCGAAUUCAGACACAACAAGAACAAAACUCCCAUCCCAGGCACAUGGUCCUCCAUAGUGGGAGUGUACCUGGAUCACAGAGCUGGUAUUCUGGCUUUCUACAGUGUCUCUGAAAGUAUGACGCUCCUCCACAGAGUCGAGACCAGAUUCACCGAGCCUCUCUACGUUGGACUCUGGCUCUCAGAUGGCGCAACUGCGGAUAUCUGCCAACUAUUGUAGAGUUGGAUUUUUACCAUAUCAGCCACUGGUGUGUGACCAAUAAGUGGAAUAUGUCUCAUCAUGUAUAGACCUGUAACCACUAAUGACGGAUCAUGGUCAAAAGCUCCAGCUAAAUCUUGAGAGAGAAUGAAUUGGACUAUUUGUGUUAGGAAUUUGUGCAACAAAUCUGAGGAGCUGUACGGGAGCCAGAAGAUUCUGUGUUUUUUUGGGAGCCAUGUCUCAAGAGGACUUUCCAUCACUAGUAACCUUGUUUUUCAUCAAUGACUCUAUUAUUUGCUUCUGCCUCUUCUAACUUCAGUAUUUGAAAGCCAUGUUCUGCUUUAUGAAAGGGAAAAACAUGUUAAUGUUCUCAAACUUGAGACUGUUGCAUUGAAACUUUAGAUAUUUUGUGCAAAACAAAAGUUAGUUAGUUGAAAAUGUAUUUUUCUUUUUCCAACUUUUCCACUUAGAUUGCUUUCUCUAUGUUUAAAUGUUUCUUUCCCGUUUUAUGAAAAAAUGACUUGGACUUCAGUAAAAAAAAUCAUUUUUUUAACACUUGAUUGUUUUUGUUUGAAGUAAAAUCCUUUAUUCGGCUGCUUACGUGUCAAUGUGCAGAUUUACACACCAAGCUAGCAUCAAAAUGAACUGAAUUAUGCAGUAAAACGUAAUUUAUCUAUCUGCACUUUUUGUCUUCUGAACAAUAAAGUAUGUUUCCUUGUAAGUAAUAGAUUUGUUUAUAUCUUAGUAAUAAACAUUGUGUUAAGUUUUGAACUUA
Messenger RNA from Xiphophorus hellerii (green swordtail), 2620 nucleotides. RefSeq names its product tripartite motif-containing protein 16-like. The coding region runs from base 55 to 1866 and encodes 603 amino acids. Gene Ontology annotation, molecular function: protein binding; zinc ion binding. NCBI's taxonomy places the organism in Eukaryota, Metazoa, Chordata, Actinopteri, Cyprinodontiformes, Poeciliidae. The transcript has a single exon. The record is from RefSeq and is a predicted model, not a curated record.